Messenger RNA from Microthlaspi erraticum, 537 nucleotides. The record is from the annotation of a GenBank genome assembly. Lineage: Eukaryota; Viridiplantae; Streptophyta; Magnoliopsida; Brassicales; Brassicaceae.
AUGGAAGGCAAGGUUUUCCAAAAGUUUAAUGUAUUACAGUGCUGCUACCAACAAAAUAAGCAGUUUAAGACACGAUACCAAAGAGAAACCGAACCAUACACCACGUCUGCUUUACUUCCCUGUCCAAGAGGGAAGCUUGCAUGGAACCUCAACUCUUCCAUGCGUGCCCACACUUUCUCAAAACACCACACCACUGCUAUUUCCAAGCAAACAACUUUUUACUGCAAUGCUGCUUUGUCAGAAAGUGCUACUGUGCCAUCUCUUGACAAAACUGAUUUUAUGAAGCUUCAAAACGGCAGCGAUAUUCGGGGUGUAGCGGUCUCUGGGGUUGAAGGGGAACCUGUAAGCCUUCCUGAACCAGUGACUGAAGCCAUUGCUGCUGCUUUUGGGCAAUGGCUUUUACACAAGAAGAAGGCUGAGUCCCGGCGUUUGAGAGUCUCUGUUGGCCAUGACUCUCGCAUCUCUGCACAAACCUUGCUGGAUGCUGUUUCUCGAGGUCUUGGUGGUUCUGGAGUAGACGUUGUGCAGUUCGGGUGA